Messenger RNA from Suillus plorans, 932 nucleotides. RefSeq lists its product as uncharacterized. The transcript is spliced from 2 exons. Lineage: Eukaryota; Fungi; Basidiomycota; Agaricomycetes; Boletales; Suillaceae. The coding region runs from base 390 to 788 and encodes 132 amino acids. The record is from RefSeq and is a predicted model, not a curated record.
AAGAGGGGCCCUUACCACGAUUCUCACAUCCCGCACUUUCGCUUCACUUUGAUUCGAUUCGGACCAUCCAUAAAUGAAUCUGACGGAUCGAAGACGCUUGAGGGUAUAGUUUGGUAAAGUUGUUACUCCUGCGCCAUCGCACUUAAGCUUGUGUUCGCGCCCUGGAAUCUUUCAAUAAGACUUUUUCGGGAUAGAUUAAGCAACCAAUCUUGGAUAACACGUUAAUUCGGAGAAUUAUUAUAAAAGCUUCCAGCCACUAUGCAGCAUAUCUCUCCCACCAUUCACCGUAACUCGAAAAGAGACUCGUCGUUCUCGCUGACCCCGACACUAGCCGUUUGUUAUACUCAAAAGGUGCCAGCUCACCCACUUCCGUACCCGUCCUGCACCCGAUGCCCCCGUUCUACGAAGUAGCUGUCGCUCGUUUUGGGCAAUCAUCCUCGAAAGCCAAAUGGGUAAUCGUUGUCGUAUUCACGCCAUCUACCCAUUCAUUGGUCUAUCAAAUCGCUGGCUCGGCUGUUGACUACAGCCUCGAAGCACCGCAAUCAGUCACACUCAAAGAUGGGGAGAAUGGUUAUUUGGGGAGGGCACCUAUAGGAUUGGUGGACUCCGAGAAUCUACAUCUGCUCCACUCCACACUCGCAUCCAUUCCUGUUGUUCAAGGAGAUGCCUCCUGGAGCAGCCACAACUGGGUCAUGGAGGGUAUAGCUGCACUUCGGAGAGUACAGGGAUAUCAUAUUGACAAGCACGUGUCAAUGCAGUGGAUAUCAGAAAAACUAGGAGGGAAGUAACUCGGGUCAUUAGUGACCGAGGGAGAGCCCGUUUGCCGUCAUCAAGAUAUCUGGAUGAGGGUGGAGAGGGAUAACUAUAUCGGGGACAUUCAGGGCAAAACACAUAUAGAGGGUGGAAUGAUAAGUGUAUUUUGGGACACUGUA